CUGAUUCUCUUAUUUCAACUGGGUUAGCUGCACUUGGAUACAAGUAUGUUAAUAUUGAUGAUUGUUGGGCAGAAGAGAGUAGAGACAGGAAUGGCAAUCUAAGGGCAAAAUCUUCAACUUUUCCUUCUGGAAUUAAGGCCCUUGCAGAUUAUGUUCAUGCUAGAGGCUUAAAACUUGGCAUUUAUUCUGAUGCAGGUUAUAGUACCUGCAGCAAAAAAAUGCCAGGCUCACUUGGACAUGAACAGCAAGAUGCCAGCACCUUUGCGCAAUGGGGUGUUGACUUUUUGAAGUACGAUAAUUGUUACCAUGAUGGCUCGAAACCACAGGAAAGAUAUUCCAGGAUGAGUUAUGCAUUGCACAAGGCAGGCAGACCAAUUCUUUACUCCAUAUGUGAAUGGGGAGAAGAGUAUCCUGCAAAAUGGGCUGGCCAAUAUGGUAAUGCCUGGAGAACUACAGGGGACAUCAAAGACAGCUGGGAAAGUGUCACAUCAAUUGCAGAUGAAAACAACAUUUGGGGAAGAUAUGCAGGACCUGGCAGGUGGAAUGAUCCUGACAUGUUAGAAGUGGGCAACGGAGGGAUGGGCCUAGAGGAGUACCGCUCUCAUUUUAGUAUUUGGGCUUUAAUGAAAGCUCCUCUGCUGAUUGGAUGUGAUGUUCGAUCUGCGAGCAGACAAACUCUUAGCAUACUUCGAAACAAAGAGGUAAUAGAUGUUAAUCAGGAUCCAUUAGGAGUUCAAGGCAGGAAAAUAAGAUCAAAGGCAGCUCUAGAGAUAUGGGCAGGGCCACUUUCAAGAAAAAGAGUUGUGGUAGUGCUAUUGAAUAGGAGUGGGUCAAGAGCUCCUAUAUCAGUGGGAUGGAGGGAAGUUGGACUUUCUCCUUCUAGUUCUGUCAUUGUUAGAGACUUGUGGAUGGUAUAGUAAUAUAUUUUCCAUCUCUCUAUA
Messenger RNA from Jatropha curcas, 941 nucleotides. The record is from RefSeq and is a predicted model, not a curated record. Lineage: Eukaryota; Viridiplantae; Streptophyta; Magnoliopsida; Malpighiales; Euphorbiaceae.